AUAAGUUAGUUUUAAAAUGACGUCGAUCAAAGAAGACGAGAAGAAAGAAAUCCCUGAAAUCAUACGUGAUCCUCAAACAAACAGCACCUACCAGAGGUUAAGGUUUUUUGGGAAGGGUGGUUUCGCAAAAUGCUACGAAAUUCAGGACAUAGCCUCAAAUCAAGUGUAUGCAGGAAAAAUAGUAUCCAAGAAGCUAAUGGUGAAGUCCAGCCAGAAGGAGAAAAUGGCACAGGAGAUCUCAAUCCACCGCUCUCUGCAACACAAACAUGUGGUUGGCUUCCACAGCUUCUUCGAGGAUUCACUUAAUAUCUACAUUAUACUUGAACUCUGCAAACGUCGGUCUAUGAUGGAGUUACACAAGCGCAGAAAAGCUAUCACAGAGCCAGAGACUCGGUUCUACAUGCACCAGAUACUGCUGGGUGUGCAAUACCUGCACAGCAAGCGAAUCAUCCACCGUGACCUGAAGCUAGGCAACCUUUUCCUUGAUGAUGAUCUACAUGUCAAGAUCGGAGACUUUGGCCUUGCAGCCAGAAUUGAAUACGAAGGAGAGAGAAAGCAGACUCUAUGCGGCACACCAAACUACAUCGCGCCGGAGAUCCUGACAAAGAAAGGGCACUCGUUCGAAGUGGACAUCUGGAGUCUAGGUUGCAUCAUGUACACACUACUUGUGGGCAAGCCGCCCUUCGAGACCUCCACUCUCAAAGACACCUACAAGAGAAUCAAGCAAUGUGAAUACAGGAUUCCAUCGUCGCUGCGAAAACCUGCGGCGUCGAUGAUCGUACUGCAGCUGCAGUCGAAUCCAGCGCGGCGGCCUUCGGUUGACAAGCUACUGCAGCACGAGUUCUUCUCUGCGGGGAUCAUGCCGGCCGCACUCCCGCUCUCCUGUCUUACCACGGCCCCGCGUACUGACCAGCUCGAAGGCAUUGCACUGCACCGCCGCCCUCUCAAUGAGGUUAACAGUAACGAUCAUACGGCGAUGGCAGUGGACUCGCCGAUGAAGCGCGAGCCGAUGCCAGCAGAACCGCGCUCCGUAGAGCCUAAUUCGCACCGGCAAAACCUCAUCGCGCUUCGCAACCACCUCGCGAGCUUGUUAUCUAAUAAGCUUAUGUGUCGUCCGGAGUGCCUAACAGAUGAGCUCAGUGAUCCCGCCGCACAGCCUCUGGUCUGGGUCGGCAAAUGGGUGGAUUACAGCGACAAAUACGGCUUUGGCUAUCAACUCUGCGACGAGAGUGUCGGAGUCAUGUUCAACGACACCACUAAACUUAUCAUGCUUGCUAAUGGAGUGAAUGUACACUACAUCAAUAGACAAGGCCAGGAGCAGUACAUGACCAUGCGCGAGUAUCCCUCGGAACUCGAGAAGAAGAUGAAACUUCUCACCUACUUCCGCAGAUAUAUGACAGAACACCUUAUGAAAGCUGGUGCAUCAGUACCCGUUAGGGAGAGCGAUGGCUUGUCACGAUUGCCACAUUUGCACCAAUGGUUUAGGACCACAUUAGCAGUCAUUAUGUACCUGACAAAUGGAACUUUGCAGAUAAACUUUCAAGACCAUACAAAAAUAAUACUCUGUCCACUGAUGCAAGCCGUCACGUACAUCGACGUGGAAAAGAAUUUUCGAACAUUCCGCUUCGCCACGAUUGAGGAACACGGAUGCGACAAGAAGCUUUAUACGAACCUCGCUUAUGCUUUAGAGAAACUAAACAGUGUAUUAUCCAAUAAAUUGUGCUAGCGAACACAUAUCUCGUCACUUUAUAUUUUGAAUAAAUGAAUUUCAAUAGUGCCCUGCAAAGGACUGCUUACUCAUACUGGUUGAGGUUUCAAGUGUUUAUAGGGUUAGUAUUUCAAAUAUAUUUUCCACAACUUUUGUUUAAUCUCUUAGUUUAUUAGCUGUGUUUAUAAUUUUGUACAACAAUUGUCGCUAAAAUCAAUUUUGGUAUAUUGUUGGUAUACAAGUCCAUACUUGGAUUAUUAUCUUCCAUCAUAGUUGUGUCUGUUAAAUA
This is a messenger RNA of Hyposmocoma kahamanoa, 1997 nucleotides long. RefSeq names its product serine/threonine-protein kinase polo (gene polo). The transcript is spliced from 10 exons. Gene Ontology annotation, molecular function: protein serine/threonine kinase activity; ATP binding; protein binding. The record is from RefSeq and is a predicted model, not a curated record. Gene Ontology annotation, cellular component: spindle pole; cytoplasm; centrosome. NCBI's taxonomy places the organism in Eukaryota, Metazoa, Arthropoda, Insecta, Lepidoptera, Cosmopterigidae. Gene Ontology annotation, biological process: mitotic cell cycle; protein phosphorylation; regulation of cytokinesis. The coding region runs from base 17 to 1726 and encodes 569 amino acids.